AUGCCCAACCCAUUUCCUCCACUUGAGCCUAUGGACAAAACUCGGAGGUCACACUUGAAAAUCAUUGUCGACUCCGACACCGUCAAAAAGACUUCAAAACCGCUGGCCGAAUUGAUGGGGUCAGUCGACGGAGGUAUCAUGUUGCUGGAGGAAGAUCAUGUCGGUUCAAUGUUCGUUCUCCUCGCAAUCGUUCACGAGCGCCCUCUGGACAUCCUACCAGCCAAGAUUUCAAUCAGCGAGCUUCAGAGCCUGGUCCACCACGCAGACAAGUAUGGCCUCGUCCACCGUCUGGGAACGCACCUCAAGGGGUGGAUGCCCAAGCAAGAGGAAUGGACGGACCCUCAGAUUUGGAACGAUACUGCACACACCGCCUGGAUUGCCAGCACAAUCGGCGCGAAAGAUAUCUACGAACAAGUGAUUGCUCGCCUCGCCAUCAAGUACACUAAUGUACCUUCCAAGGACGAUCUGAUAAAUCGCUGGUCUGAUAGUGUAAGACUCUAUGAAACAGUUCAAGUUGAUGUAGAGAAAUUCCGCCAAAAAGGCAUGGUGGUCGUGAGACAAAAGCUUAAGGGUUUUCAUGACAAUGCCUCAGAGAACAAAAAUUGUCAAAAGGAGCAAGCAACCGCAGAAGAACGCAAGAAAUGCAAUUUCAAGAUCGCCAGCUCCUUCAAACAUACCAUCAAGGCAGCUGGACCUGAGUUCGAGAGUUUCUUUGAGUACACAGGAGACGGAGAUGGGACACUUAUUGAAAAGAUGGAUAAAUGCACCUUGGAGAUUCUGAAGACAAAAUGCCCCACAAUUGAGGGCCACGAGUCUUGUGAUCCUUUCGUUAAGACAUUUAGAGUUGAUGUACGGAAUCAGGAGGGAUUGUCGCUGGAGCUCACCGACGAACAGAAGAAAGACUUCACACGGCGGGCUUUGAUCUCGGGAUGGGGAGCCCCCAAAACCACGCUGAACUAA
This is a messenger RNA of Colletotrichum costaricense, 960 nucleotides long. RefSeq lists its product as uncharacterized. The transcript has 2 exons. Lineage: Eukaryota; Fungi; Ascomycota; Sordariomycetes; Glomerellales; Glomerellaceae. The record is from RefSeq and is a predicted model, not a curated record. The coding region runs from base 1 to 960 and encodes 319 amino acids.